Molecule: messenger RNA, 6369 nt
Organism: Besnoitia besnoiti
Lineage: Eukaryota; Apicomplexa; Conoidasida; Eucoccidiorida; Sarcocystidae
Product: S1 RNA binding domain-containing protein
Exons: 8
Coding region: 1-6369 (2122 amino acids)
Biological process (GO): translation
Molecular function (GO): structural constituent of ribosome; mRNA binding
Source: RefSeq, a predicted model, not a curated record
AUGCAGGAGAGCGCUUCACUCUGCUCCCUGUCUCACUUUCUGGCGGCCUCUCCUCCUUCGUCUUCCUUUUUGUCUGCAUCUUCGCUUUCCUUCUCCUCGUCUUCUUCGCGGGAAUUGUCGUGGCCGCCUUCCGCGUACAUCGCGCCCUCUCUUCGAUCUGUUUUCCUCGCUUUUUACGCGUCGCCGCUUGCCUCGCUGGAGGUUGCCUCGCGGCGGUCUUCGCCUCAUCACCGCGUGAAGCCUGCUUCUUUCGGCUCUCCGCACACCGUGAGAUCGCGCGCUCUCUUCGCCCACCCGCUGCUUGGCUGCCAUCCUCUGCCUCAGGAUGCAGGCGAUGGCGACCCAGAAGACGAGGGCGAGGGCGCCGCGGACUCUUCGCAGUUUUUGCAGUCGCUUCGGCGCGCGGCGAUGACGAUGGCGGUGGAGCGCGACAGGCAGGAACGCCAGGGCGAGCGGCUGAUCGCGGCGAUGACGGCACACGAGCGCGAGGAGCAGAGAGAGCGCGAGCGCCGACGACAGGAGCAGCGCCGUCGCAUGUUCGCAGGCGACAGUCCCUUGACGCUGGAAGCCCUUCGGAGAGACAAGGAGCUCGGCUACGCCCUCGACGAGCUGGUCCGGCGCAAGCGGCGCGAAAAACAGAAAAACAAGCUCCUCGCGCUGCCUUUCAAACAGCGCUUUCCGCUGCGUCUUCUGCGCGUCGGCUCCGAGCUCUACGGGCGCGUCAAGAAGAUUCUCCCCUUCGGCUGCCGCCUGGACGUCGGGUGUUUAGACACUGCAGCGCUCCUCCACGUGCGCGACAUGGCAGACAUCACCGAGGCGAAGCGCGCGGGCGAGCGGUUUGCGCAAGCGUUCUCCGGCGAGGACGACGCGCGCGCAGACCUUCCGCAGGCGCGCUCGGCGUCAAGAGGCGCCAAGAUGAGUCAAGCGGGGUUUUCGCAGGACGACCAAGUCAUCCUCGCGCAGCACUGGAUUCAGAAUCCGGGGACGAUUCUCCGUGAAGGCGAGCUCGUGCGCGUGUUUGUGAAGCACGUCGAUCCAGUGCGGAACGUCCUGGCUGUCACCACGCGUCCGCCGUCGUCGCCCUCUGCCUCUUCGCUCUCGGCGGCUGCAGCCGCGUCGUCGCCGUCGAGCUACCGCGGGGACCUGACUGCGGAGGAGAUCGGCGAGCGCGAGGCGGCGCGUCCGGCGCGACGCGCAGGGUUUGGAGACUUCUUCGUCGGACAAGAAGUCGAGGGGCGGGUGACGCGCGUGACCUAUAUGGGUAUCUUCGUCGACAUCAACGGGGAGCAGGACGCGUUUAUCCACUUCUACGAGCUGCAUCGGCGGCGCAUGCAUAGGCUGAGCAACGCAGAUAAGCAGAAACUGGACGCGGCGCGCAGACAAUACGACCCCGUGGCGCUCGAGGUGCUGCGCGCCGCGGAGCGCGUCGUGACUGACGAGGCGGCAGAGGCCGAGAGACGCCGGGAGCGGAAGCGCGAAGAAGAAAAAUAUGGAUGCAAGGUGCUGGGCGGAUAUAGCCGCCUCGCCGCGCUGCGCGAGAUGUUCAACGAGGCCAAGGACCCCGAAGACGCAGGCGGCGGGGCGGAGGCUGAGCACCGGAAGCAACUCCGAGAGCGCAGCCGCGAGCGAGAAAUCCGCGAACGAAAGUGGCUCUACGAUGUCGGCGACUGGGUCACAGACCUGCGCGUCGCCAGCGUCGACGCAUCGAGAAAACGCAUCCAGCUGAGUCGGCGGCCUGCGUCUGAGCUGCUCACGCGCUGGCGCGCGAAGCUGAGAGACGAGCAGAGAGGGAACAUGCUCACGCCGCAGCAGCGCGAAGGCCUCGAGAAGGAGGAGGCGGAAGAAGAGAACGAAGCGGUGAAGGCGCUGCGGCAGCAGAGAGAGGAGGAACUCGCGCUCAAGGUGUACAGACAGUACAAGAAAAAGAUGCAGGCCCUCGCCCGCGAGGGCGCGGGCGAGAGCGAGCCCCUGCAGCAGCAUUUUGGCUCUUCUUCAGGCCUGAAAGAAGAAGGCGAGAGGAGGGAGGAGGCUGGACGGCCGCGAACGAGCGGAGAGGCUGUGGGAGGGGGACAGGAAGGAAACAGAGCGGCGCGCGAAGACGAGCCGCUCGAUCCCCUCGCGAAGAAGAAAGCUGACCAAAUGAAGCGGUUUCGCAACUUCGGCAUUGGCGUGUUUGAGGAGAAACGCGACGAACAGGAAGUCCGCGAAGCACUCGACUACCUGCAGAGAUGGCGGGCGGGAUACGCACACAGACGGUUGCAGGAGGAAGCUUACAAAGAGAAAAGAAGACUACAGAGACUGCAGCGCAAGGCCCCCGACGAAAUGUCGGUUCACGACGCGUGGCGCCUCGCGGCGACCAUCAAGGAAGAAGUGGAGCUGAAAGAUUUGGUAGCCGACGCCAAGGCGCACGCGCGCAUGUCAGGUGUAAGUACGCUGCAGAUCCCCGACUUCUCGGGGCGCUACCCGAAGGUGAAGGAAAUCGAGCCUGAGGAACUGGAGGCGUUUUAUCCCGGAGUUGUUUCCUCCGAAGCGGAGAGUGAGGCCUCGCAGGGUGAGCCGGUCGGCGACGCGGAAGCAAAGCAAGAGACCGAGGCGAAGAAUGACGGCGGAGAAGGCGGAGGCCGCGACGGCGCCGCCAGACCCGAAGGCCCAGAAGCGACAGAAGUCGAAUCCGCCAGCUGCAGCGGAGUGGAGCGGGAGGGGGCGCAAGCUGCGCAAGAGGGGGAAGUGUGGGAGCGCCUCGAAGAGGGCACAAGCAACGAGAAGGGUCGGAGGAGGCCCCCGGAGACAGGCGAAGCAGUAGAAGACUCGCGGCGAGCAGCGGCCCGCGAGGAGACGCCGGCGCGCACAUCGGUCAGCGAAGGGAGCAAGUGGAGCGCCGAGGAGGCGGCGCAGGAGGCAGAGAGGAUAAGGGACGUUUACGAGGGCGACUUUUUUGGCCGCGCGUUCGAGAAGAUGAAGCUGCGAACCGAGCGAGAGCUGCAGGCGCGCGCGACGCAACCGCGGGUAUCGCCUCCCGCGAGAGAGGGGGGAGAAGAAGAGCCAGACGCUCACGAGGAAGACACACCUGCCGGCAUCGCGCCCUGCACGCCCACUUCGCUGCAUGACGAAACAGCGUCGAUUCGCGCAGAAGAUGAGGAAGGGGAGUCAGCCCGCUCUCUCGGUCCGGCGGCUGAGGAAGCGGAGACGCCCGAAAGAGCAGCGGAAGGAGACAAGGAGAGGGAUGCGCAGGACAAGCGCAGCGACGCGGAAGCGAGACAAAAGGCGGAGAUUCAGACGAAGAAAGAUAUGAGAAGGGAGGAAACAGACCUUCAAGGGGACAAGCCUCUGCCUGUUCCUCCUUCUCCAGAUGAGUUCGUGAACGUCGGGAAGAGUUCAGCGCUUCGCGUUCUCCGCGAUCUCGCUCUGGCGACGAGCCGGUCGACGGGAGCGUCUUCGGGGUCUGGGGAGAAGAAGAAGCGGAAGAAAGACGUUGAUUUCACGGAAGAGGAGCGCCAGUCGGUGCUCAGGGACCUGCGCAUGCACGCGCUCGAGGCCGUCAAACAAAUACAGAAAAAACCAGAGAAAAAGGUCAAGGGCGGGAAGAACAGUAGGGCUAAGCAGGAGGCCUGGGCCGCCCAGGCUGUCCUCGAGGCAGAGGAGGAGGCAGAAGAGUGGAGAGAAAAAGUGAAAGCAGGCUACCGAGACGAGACGGACGACGCGUUCGACGAAGUCCUGAGCGCGUUGGGCAUCGAAGACUUGACGCAGGAAGUCCUCGAAGAGGCUCGCCAGCGGCAGAUUCUGCGCAAACUCCAGGCCGACCGCACCGACCUGGCUGGCGACGUGAAGAAGAUCCUCCACGCACUCGUUUCUCAAAAGGACAGAGAGGAGGUCCGCGCAUUUGAAGAGGCCGCAGGCGAAGUGGUGACGUCUGAGGCUGACUGGGAGCGGAAGGCAUCCGCGGCCCAGAGACUUCUCUUUGAGGGCACUGAGGUGUCGUGGAAGAAGGAGAUUGAACAGGAGUUCGGCGAGCCCGACGUCAUGGACGAUGCAGACAAGAAGAUCCAAGCGACGCUGCUGCAGCACGCCGAGCAAGCCGAGCGAAAGUCGCGGAAACAAGAGAGGAAGGCGGUGCGAGCUGCGCGACGUGCGCACGAGCGAGACGCGCAGGCGAAAGCGCUCGCUGCGGCAGCCGCUGAGGAAGGAGAUGCCGCGGACGGGCGUGCCGGCGCCGAGGCGGACGAGGCGGGAGACGCGGGGAGAGGCAAGAGGCUCGAGGGAGACGGACAGGCGAGCGAAGAAGACGACGAGGAGAGGAUGCUGUUGGAUCUCCUCACUGAAGCCGACGAUGAAGGCUUCAUAGGGGCAGACGAGGCUGAGGCUGCCGCCUACGCAGACCGACAGCGGCGCGCUUGGUGGGAACACGAAGAGCCGGUCUUCGAGGGCGUCCCAACUGACGAGAGGGUCACGGACGCCUCAGAGCACGCUGGAGAAAAGGUGCCAGCAGCGCCCUCCAGUCUAGCACGGCAGAGACAAAGCGGAGACGACAACGAAGACGACGGCGAAGGCGACGACGAACACGGCGAGGGGCUUGGAGAAGAGGCUGGUGGCCGUGCGGCGUCGAAGCGUCUGGCGAAGCGAAAGCGCCGAAAGAUGGCUGAAAGCGACUUCGAUGAAGACGCUCUCCUCAGCGAGAUCCAGCAGGACCUCAGAGAUCUUCUCGCAGCCGAAGACGGAGGCGAGGAACGCGAGCGCGGAGGAUAUCAACACGCCGAUGGAGAAGCCGGCGAGGACAUGGGCACCGCUCGCAAAACGCCGUUAAACGGCGCUCCCCCGGCAUUGUCUCUUUGGGAUUCUCUCCCGUCCCUGCCCGAGUCUUCUGCUGCUGAGUCUUCUCCGCUGCCGCCAGACGUUCGCGCGGCGACCGCUCGCGCCCGACACGCGGCGGCGGCCCUGGCGACACAGCCGAGCUCGAGUUCGUCUGCUUUCGCCCCUUCGCCUGUUUCUUCUCCCGCGUCGGCGGCCUCCGCGUGUCUUCGCUUUUCGCUUCUCCUGGCGGAAAAGGAGGCGCACGGGCGAGCCGGCGCAGAGGAGCUGCCGGCGGAAGAGGCAGACGAGCGAGGAGCUUCGAGCGAUGUGAGCGACGCGCCUCAUUCGGCGUCAGAACGGGAGCCACCUUCUCUCUCCUCAGCCUUGGAGUCAUCGUGCGCCGCUUCGUCUCCUCGCGCUGCCCCGCGGGCGCCCGACGCGACUGAGUCGUCGCAUGAUGCAGGACGAGAGUCUGCUGCGAGGUCUGGCGGCCCCCCGCCAGCGUGUCGAGGAGAAGUUUUCAAAUGCGACGACGAAGGCCGCGAGAGCGGCGAGAAGUGCGCGUCCUGUGAGCCGCCGAGGCCAGCGGAGGAGAGAGCCAAGUGUGAAGGGGCUGAGGCACACAGAGAGACACUGCCCACAAAAACCUGGCAGCGGAACCUGAGCGCUCGCGCUCGUCUCUUGCUUCCUUCUUCUUCAACCGAUCCGUCGCCUUCUUCCUCUUCGUCUUCCUCUCCUUCUUCAUCUCCAUCUUUGUCUUCGCGCCCUCCCCUGCAGAAGGCAACGACGCCGCGGCCCCCCUCCGGCUCCGCGCGUCUGUCAUCGCGUCCCGCUCUCGUGGCAGUAGGCCCUUCCUCCUCUGCUUCUCCUCUCGUCUCUGCGCGGUCGCGAGAAGAUCAGCUUGUGCGCGACGCCGUGCUUUCGCUGGCCCUGCGACGCCGGGAAGAAAAGGACAAGAAGCACGCCGAGAGAGAUGCGAAGAGCAGGAACACGCAGACUGCUGCAGAGGGCGGUGGCGGCGAGGAUGGAGGCGACAAGGAGGAAGGCCCGAAGGGGUCGCGGCCACUAUGCGAACUAUUGGAGGAAGAGCGAGAGAGAAAGGAGCGAGAAAGAGAGCAAGCAGAACAUCAGGCGCGCCAGGCCGCGAAACGGGAGGCUGCGUAUGGGCUCCGCCUGCCGCAGCGCCCUGUACGUACGCUGGAACAGCUGAAAAGCCUGCAGCGCAAACAACAGAAAGAGGCAGAUGACAAGGAACAACAAGAUCGAGCGAGAGAGAAGAAAGAAGCGCUCAAAGAAGAACGGCGAAGGCAACAAAAGGAGAAGGCCGCUAGGCUCAAGCAGAAAGACGAUGCACAUGACGCAGACGACACUCUGUACGCAGAGGAUACGCGCAGACAGAGUCCACAUCGGAUUAUAUUAGAGGCCGCUCGUAGAAGCCAUGAGAAGGGCGUUUUUGAGCAUCUACUCGGGACGCUUCAUUCUGAUGACGCGCACGCGAAGAACAGAGAAAAACGGGUGUUGCAGCACGCGGGCGAACUGCACGACCUCGGGAGCGAAAACGAAUGCAAGAGCCGCGAUUGA